This is a messenger RNA of Radiomyces spectabilis, 1054 nucleotides long. RefSeq names its product ClpP/crotonase-like domain-containing protein. Gene Ontology annotation, biological process: fatty acid beta-oxidation. Bases 94 to 981 code for a protein of 295 amino acids. The transcript is spliced from 8 exons. Lineage: Eukaryota; Fungi; Mucoromycota; Mucoromycetes; Mucorales; Radiomycetaceae. Gene Ontology annotation, cellular component: mitochondrion. Gene Ontology annotation, molecular function: enoyl-CoA hydratase activity. The record is from RefSeq and is a predicted model, not a curated record.
AUUGGUGCUACGAUGGACCUGUCUUAUUUUCAAAAUUGAUGCCCGUUUUGAUGGGAGAUUCCCACGCUCCUUUUUGUCUCAUUUGACUCCAUUAUGCUUGCGGCUACGCGUAUUGUCCAUCGUCCCGUUUUCUUCACCGGCGCUAAACGCUUGUUCAACCUGCGCACACUGCAAACGACCUCCGAGUCAGGAGUUGCCAAGGAAGCCUAUGUGGAAUAUUUGGAUGGCAACCUGAAGGGUAUUGCCGUGUUGAACUUGGACCGUCCCAAAGCCAAGAAUGCCUUGUCUACCAAAUUGCUCGGUGAAUUCAGACAAGCUUUGUCCGAAUUACGUUUCUCAUCCGAUGCUCGCGUGUUGAUCGUGCAAAGUAAGGUGCCAAAGGUGUUCUGUGCUGGCGCUGAUCUCAAGGAACGUGCUACCAUGUCUCCUUCGCAAGUGACCGAGUUUCUUUAUUCCCUUCGUCAAGCCUAUCGCGAAUUGGAGACUUUGCCCAUUCCUACCAUUGCGGCAAUUGACGGUGCCGCAUUAGGCGGUGGUCUGGAAAUGGCUCUUGCGUGUGAUCUCCGCGUUGCAGGCCCGAAAGCCAGGAUCGGAUUGCCUGAAACCAAGCUUGCCAUUAUUCCAGGUGCUGGCGGUACUCAGCGUUUGCCUCGUUUGAUCGGUGUAGCCAAGGCAAAGGAAUUGAUUUACACUGCAUCCGAGCUCAACUCGGAAAAGGCACAGCAUUACGGUAUCGUCAAUUAUAUUGAUGAAGAGGACGCUUUUGCUACAGCGGUGGCAGUAGCUGAGAAAAUCCUUCCUCAAGGCCCCGUUGCGUUGCGUAUGGCGAAACUGGCAAUUGACAAGGGUUAUUCAUUGGAUAUUGAUGCCGGCUUGGAAGUUGAACAGGCCUAUUAUGCUCAAGUGAUUCCAACAGAAGACCGUAUUGAAGGUUUGACGGCGUUCCGUGAAAAACGCGCUCCUGUGUAUAAAGGACGUUAAGUCAUUAAUGUAUCAUACAAUAAAUUAUAUAAUAAAGAGGUGGCUUGCCUUUUGUAUCGUUUGUCAUAACACA